Molecule: messenger RNA, 615 nt
Organism: Trypanosoma cruzi
Lineage: Eukaryota; Euglenozoa; Kinetoplastea; Trypanosomatida; Trypanosomatidae
Product: surface protein TolT, putative
Exons: 1
Coding region: 1-615 (204 amino acids)
Source: RefSeq, a predicted model, not a curated record
AUGAGCAGGGCGCUGCAGCAAGCGGAGGAGGCUGUGAAAUUGGCCGAUGCUGCCGUGGCCGAAUGCAAGGCGGCAGAGGAGGCUGCACAGGCGGCGGGGAUAAUGACGCUUGAUGCCGUUGGGGAGGUGCUGAAGCAUGUGAAGGACGAGAAGACCAAGGUUGGAAGUGGACCGGAGCUGUUGAAGAGGGCGGCGGAGCAGACUGUGCUUUCUCUGGAGAAGGCAAAGGAGGCGGAGGCGGAGACUGAGAAGGCGGCAGCGGCGGCGCAGAAAACCCGGGAAGCAGCAGAGAAGGCAGCAGCGGCGCAGACCUUGGCACAAGAUGUUGCCGCAACGGCCAUUGCGCUGCUGCGGCAGCGGGAGAAGGAGGAGGAGAGGCGAAGAGCGAGGGACCGGGAGGAGGCGGAGGCCGCGAAGAAGGCUGCCGUUGCUGAGGUGAUGAAUAAAUUUGCUGCGAAGAAGGGGAAUGACGCAGCGCCUGGCAGGAAUUCCACAGCCACCCGCAUUCAAAGGACGAGACCACGGGUGGAUGGCGGCGGCAUUCCAUUGCUUUUGCGUGCACCGCUUCUGAUGCUUGCUGCCGUGGCAUCCGUUUUCGGCUUCUUAUCGUGCUAG